Blepharisma stoltei is the source of this 2163-nucleotide messenger RNA. NCBI's taxonomy places the organism in Eukaryota, Ciliophora, Heterotrichea, Heterotrichida, Blepharismidae. The record is from the annotation of a GenBank genome assembly.
AUGUCAAAGCUUGAGCAAGCCCUUCAAGAGCUUUUUCCGAGCAAUGACCCACUGGACGCUCCAGAUUUCGAUCCAGUUGCUUACAUAAAUUCUCAAUUUCCCAACGAACAGAGCUUGUCAGGCAUAGAAACAGUUCAAGCAAAACUCAAAGAAGAAUACUCAAAUGUAACAAGUGAAAUUUCCCAAUUAAUAAGGGAGCAAGCCAACCUGCGCGAUUCUGCAAUUUCUGAGCUAUCAAACUCUAAGCAGACAAUCAGUGAGCUUCAAGACAAAAUUUUAAUUAUGAAGAAAAAGGCUGAAACAUCAGAAGAAAUGGUCGAAGAAAUCUGCCAAGAUAUAAGAAGUCUUGACAUUGCCAAAAAAAAUCUAACUAAAGUGGUAUCAUCAUUAAAAAGACUCGGAAUGCUCACACACGGAAUUGACCAAUUAGAAGGCGUCAGUGAGAAAAAGCAGUAUAGAAUGGCUGCAGCUUUACUGAACGCCACAACUGAUUUGUUUUCACAAUUCGAAGACUGUAAGAAUUCUCCCUCAUUAGUAACUUUGAAAAAACGUCGGGAUCAUAUUGCUUCUGAGCUUCGUUUGCAAGUUCUUGAAGAUUUUAGAGAAAUGGAAAAUGUGGCUCCUGAAAUACUGGCUGAAGCAUGCAUAUGUGCUGAUGAGUUAGGAGAAGAAACAAGAGCUGAUGUCUGCGAUUUCCUGUGCUCACAUUUUUUAGAGCCUUACAUAAAAUUAUUUCAGCCAGGAGAAAUGCAUGCUGGAUUUGAAAAUGUAGAACGCCGCUAUGCAUGGCUUAAAAGGUGUUUAAGAGAUAUUAAGGAUAAUCAUUUACAAAAUUUCCCAUCCCAUUGGGGCGUUUUGUCAUUAAUUGCUAGAGAAUUUUGCGAGCUCACUAAAAAACACUUUAUAGCACUUUUAGAUAAAGGAGAAACUGACACCGGAGGACUUGUGGUGGCUUUACAGAAGACAAUGCAAUUUGAACAAGAAAUGCACAAGCGAUUCGCUGCACAUGUUCAGCAGCCAAAGGAAUCAGAGCCUGUGAUUCUUGAUAGAGCCUUAGGAGAUUAUGAUCCAUAUAGCUAUUCGCAAGCACCUCAUAAAGCAGCGCCAACCCCUAAGUUCAUAGGCGUCAUUUCGAUAUGUUUUAAUCCGUAUUUGAGCAAAUUUUGUGAAGAUGAAGAGAAUAAGUUGACAGAAAACGUGGAACAGUUUUUAAAUGAAGAUAACUUAACAGAAGGCACUGUUUUGCCAUCAAGUAUAAGGCUAUUCAGCUCGAUUAGGCAGACUUUUAAUAAGUGUCUUUCAUUUACCACUGGAAAAAUAUUGAGUGAGCUAUGCGAAGUUUUUAAAAGAAUUUUGCAAUACUAUGCUGAAAAACUUGUACAAAAACUGCCAAAAGUGGAUAAGCCAGUAAAAUUGGCAGAAGGAGAAGAGAUAAUGAUAGCUUUUAUUAUAAAUACAGCUGAAUACUGCAGAAAUACUAUAGUUGAAAUGGAAACAACUAUUAGAGCGAAGCUUGAAACCCAGUAUGAUGUAGAAUUUUACCCAGAAGUGAACACAUUUUUAGAGUAAUUUUUAUUCAGACUUGCUGGAAGAGGAGUCCAAAGCUUGAUUUUGGGGAUUGACACCAAGAUGGAACCUCAUUUUGUAACGAUGACCAAAAUGAAUUGGCUGCUAGAAGGAGUAGGAGAUAAGAGCGAAUACAUCGUAAAACUCAAUGAAGUGGUCUUAGGCUACAGUAAAAACAUUGCGACAGUGCUAAAUGAAGACUAUUAUGUCACUUUUCUUAAUAAACUUGCUGAGUAUUAUUUAUGUAGGAUGAUCAAUAUGAAAUUAGUCACAAGCAUUUAUAAGUGCAAAAGAAUUGGGGAAUUCGGGGCUCAGCAAAUUUUACUGGAUUGUUUUGAGCUCAAACAAAAGUUUUUGACUCUUCAAGCUAAAAAUUCAAGCUUCAGCGGGAUCGUCAAUAGGCUGUUCCAUAAAACUGAAGGGUUGCUGAAAAUUAUUAGUAGCCCGCCUGAAAGAGUCCAAGAAAAUUAUUCUUCUUUGAUUGAUAACCCAAAUCAGCAGGAUUUUGAAAAGCUUCUUACGAUUAUGGGUUUAAAAAAGAGCGAUCACCCUUGGGAAAGCCUUACAAAGCCUGCAAAAAAACUGUUUAACUUUUAG